AUAGACAUAGUAGGAAGAACCACCGCCACUCAUAAAGAAAGAUAAUCAUCAAUUGUCCACGCAUGGGGUCCUCAAUCUCUGUUAGCCUUCCUACUUCCUAGAAGAUCAUAAAAGAUAAAUAUGGCAGCGGGGGUGGUGUCAACAUUCUGUGGAACGCUGUUGCCCGACAGUUCUUCCGGGAAACUUCAGCGGUCGUGGUGGUUGUGUUGGGCUCGGAAUAAUAAUAAUAAUGUAGCAGUGAGUGUGGGCAGAAGCAUGAGUAGAGAGGGGAGGGUUGGGUUGAGGAUGAGGGUGAGGUGUAGUGGUGGUGGAAUAGGGGACUUCAUAGGAGGGGACCUAGUGAAGUUGGACCUGGGGCGUUGGUUGGCAGAUGUGGAGGAGCACAAGGCGUUGGCCAUUUACACACCACACGAGGGAGGCUACGAGGGACGCUACCUCACCAGGCUGAGGUACCAAGGCUACUAUUUCCUGGAACUCUCCGCCCGUGGCCUCGGCGAUCCCGAGACCACCCUUACUAAGAUUCACCCUGUCUGCCCUGCUCACUUGGGAAAGCAACCAAUUGCGAGGUGGUAUUUCCCACCGGAGGUCGAUUACAGGCUCUCUUUGCUGCCCCCAAAUGCCAAAGGCCUCGUUCUUUGGCUCAUUGAAGCCAAGGUUUUGUCCAAAUCAGAAUUGCAGUACCUUGCCUUGCUUCCUACUCUCCGACCCAAGGUCAGGGUCAUCGCAGAAUGUGGAAACUGGAGAAAAUUCAUGUGGAAGCCACUCAAGGAAAUUGCAGGAUUGACAGCACAUGAAGCUACGACUCAAGCAUAAAUGUAUAAGAUAAAACUGUUGGAGAUUAUUGAUGUUGUCCAAACCUCACCUCUUUCCUCAAUGUAAAAUUACAUUGAAAUAUUUGAACAAUGUAAAAAAAAAUAUAUACAUAUAUAUCAUGUUUUUUUUCCUACUCUCA
This is a messenger RNA of Macadamia integrifolia, 952 nucleotides long. Its product is annotated as NAD(P)H-quinone oxidoreductase subunit N, chloroplastic-like. NCBI's taxonomy places the organism in Eukaryota, Viridiplantae, Streptophyta, Magnoliopsida, Proteales, Proteaceae. Bases 121 to 813 code for a protein of 230 amino acids. The record is from RefSeq and is a predicted model, not a curated record. The transcript is spliced from 4 exons. Gene Ontology annotation, molecular function: oxidoreductase activity, acting on NAD(P)H, quinone or similar compound as acceptor. Gene Ontology annotation, cellular component: membrane.